Messenger RNA from Cordyceps militaris CM01, 762 nucleotides. Its product is annotated as DUF341 family oxidoreductase, putative. The coding region runs from base 1 to 762 and encodes 253 amino acids. The record is from RefSeq and is a predicted model, not a curated record. NCBI's taxonomy places the organism in Eukaryota, Fungi, Ascomycota, Sordariomycetes, Hypocreales, Cordycipitaceae. The transcript has 4 exons. Gene Ontology annotation, cellular component: nucleus; cytoplasm.
AUGAAGAUUCUUUGCCUCCACGGCGCUUACGGUAGUGCCAAGGCAUUCCGCACGCAACUUGACCCCUUUGUCUCCAAACUGGAAAAUACGGGCAAUAUCAGCUUCAAAUUUGUCGAUGGCCAAUUUCCAGUCGACCCCCCCGAGGGGUUUGGAGAUUAUUUUGGCCCCCCGCCAUACUAUCGCAACAUUGACUUUGACGGUGUUGACGGGCUUGCCAAGCUAGUCAACAACCUGCGCGCUAUCACAGAUGGAGAGUCAUAUGAAGACACUCUGAGAUCUCUUCUCCAAGGCGACGACUCCAGCGUACCGGGAGAGGAAACCAUUGGCAGGACAUUUGCCCGCAUCAAGCAGUACCUGGACGAAGAUGCUGAAAUUGAUGGCAUUCUCGGCUACUCUGAAGGAGCCACGGCCGCAGCUUCGUUCAUUUUUCACGAAGCCCAGCAAGAGGAAGAGCAUGGUACGCCACGCAGAAUCAAGUUUGGCAUCUUUUUCGCCGGUUGGCCGCCCACCAAAGUCGAAAACGGCAAGGUCAAGGCUGUCUUGGCUGACGAGUGUGAGGACAUGAUUGACGUGCCGACAUGUCACAUUGUCGGCAGCCUGGACCCCUACCUCUAUGGCGCAAUGUCGCUCUAUGGGGUCUGUAAUGGGGACAACGCGACACUGUUUGACCACGGAAAGGGGCACACUGUUCCCCGUGAUAACACAACCAUUGACGAGCUGGUCGCGUCCAUUCUCAAGACGAUAGCAGCCGCAAACUUGUAA